AUGCCGGCAAAAUGGAGAACCAAGUCGGGCUGCUUGACAUGUCGCACGCGGCGCAAGAAAUGUGACGAGGAGAGCGGCACUUGUCGAGCUUGUCGUCGGAACCUCUUGACCUGUAUCUGGCCAUUGAAGGGGGCUGUGGAUACCGAUUCGACAGCGAUUGUGAAGAACACGUCAAGCAUCGACAUUGCGGCCCAUUGCUUAACCACGUUUCAUAAUCGAGCCGAGGAGUCACUAUUCACAUACUUUGCUUCAAGUGUAUUACCACACCUUCUCAUUCCGGGGACGCCGCGGGCAUCGCGUGAUGACCUACUGGCGAUGGGCAUGGCCAGUCCUCCGCUCCUGAAUUCGCUCCUUGCCUGCGCUGCGUUGUUCCAGUCGGGGACGGAGGAAAGCAGAAUGCGCGAAGCUCUGAAAUACUACUCAAAUGCGCUCGGAAUCACGCGAUCGAUGAUUGAGAAUUCAACACUGGAAGGAACAGAGGACUGGCUGUUGGUUGCAACGUUAGCCAUGUGUAUUUUUGAGAGAGCCCAGCCUGGACCAUCCUGCGGUGCAAGCAGCCACUUACUUGGCGCGUCGCGCAUCAUGGCCAUGAAGAUGGAAAGGGCCGCUGAAUUUGAACCAGAUGAAGAAUCAACUAGGGGAAUGACUUGUUCUGCAUCCUUAAUAUACCAUGCCUCGACAAUGACGCUCAUGUCUCCGACCACUAUGUCAAUUGCCGAUUCGGUAUGCUGGGACCAGGUCCAAGAAUAUCUCGAGACAACUCAGCAGUCACCACUAGCUAUGCCCCCGGCGCUAUGUCGCAUAAUGCUGGAAAUAUCCCAGCUCGCAAGCCGAAUCCCGCUCAGUUAUGAUGACAGACUGCUGGUGUGCUCCCUGCGGCUUGAGCUCAGUGCGUGGCUGAUUCCGCAGUCUGGUGCUGACGGAGAGAACGCGGCACCCGGGACGGAUAUUCAAAAGGCAGCGGAGCUCUAUGCACUGACAGCCGACAUCGUCCUUAUGAAGAUAGCGCAACCUGACGUCGGCGCAGGGGACAGCCGGAUUCAACAGCGGGUCAAACAGAUCCUGAGCAAUCUGAAAUCGGACGUACAGGGGAUAUUUUGGAAUCAACACUAUUCAUGGCCGUUUACGAUUCUCGCCUGUACUGUGCAAAAAGAGGCCGAGAUUGUGUUUUUACUAGGCCGACUACAAAGAAUGUGGGAAUGCUCACAUUGGGGAGACAUCAGACGGACAAUUCAUCUUUUGGCCAGUAUUUAUCGACGACGAAAGGCAUCUGGGCAGUUUAAUUGCCCAAAGAGCCCAAACUCAGAAAACACCGUUGAGCCGUUUGAUUUACUGAUUCGACCCGAAGGUAUCUCGAGUCUUAUAGGGACAUAA
This is a messenger RNA of Aspergillus affinis, 1374 nucleotides long. RefSeq names its product Zn(II)2Cys6 transcription factor. Bases 1 to 1374 code for a protein of 457 amino acids. NCBI's taxonomy places the organism in Eukaryota, Fungi, Ascomycota, Eurotiomycetes, Eurotiales, Aspergillaceae. The transcript has 3 exons. The record is from RefSeq and is a predicted model, not a curated record. Gene Ontology annotation, biological process: positive regulation of transcription by RNA polymerase II. Gene Ontology annotation, molecular function: DNA-binding transcription factor activity, RNA polymerase II-specific; zinc ion binding; transcription cis-regulatory region binding. Gene Ontology annotation, cellular component: nucleus.